AUGAGCGGAUGCGCGGAGGCCGCCGCAGUGGCGGCGACCUUGCCUGGGGCGGGGGUCAGGGACUCUGGGGCACCUGGCUUGCGGCCGCCCAUGGUUCCCCGUCAAGCAUCCUUCUUCCCGCCGCCUGUGCCCAAUCCAUUUGUUCAGGAUACGCGGAUUAGCGCCAGCAGCCGAGUCCUGAUUCUCCUUUUGGGAUGUAUUUUGCUUCCAAUCCGUGCCUUAUGCGUUGCAUUGAUUUUGAUAAUAGCUUGGCCAUUUGCUGCAGUUGCAACAGUAGGCUUACCAGAAAAAUUGACACAUCCAGUCAUAGGUUGGAGGAGGAAAUUUACUUACCCAGCCCUGAAGUUCCUAGGUCGAGCUAUGUUCUUUUUAAUGGGAUUCAUGGUUAAAGUGAAAGGAAAUAGAGCAAAUCCAAAUGAAGCACCGAUUUUUAUUGUAGCUCCUCACUCAACCUUCUUUGAUGGAAUUGCAUGUGUUGCUGCUGGAUUACCCUCUAUUGUAUCUAGAACUGAGAAUGCCUAUGUCCCAUUGAUUGGCAGAGUAUUACGAGCUAUUCAGCCAGUGCUGGUGUCCCGUGUAGAUCCUGAUUCUCGGAAGACCACAAUAAAUGAAAUAAGAAAGAGAGCUACUUCAAGAGGGGAAUGGCCACAGUUGUUAGUCUUCCCAGAAGGCACCUGCACUAAUCGUACCUGUCUGAUCACCUUUAAGCCAGGAGCCUUCAUUCCAGGAGUUCCAGUGCAGCCAAUACUUCUGAGAUAUCCAAAUAAGUUGGAUACAGUGACCUGGACUUGGCAGGGAUAUACAUUCAUUCAGCUUUGCAUGCUUACUUGCUGCCAGCUCUUCACCAAGGUAGAAGUUGAGUUUAUGCCUGUUCAUAUUCCUAAUGAUGAAGAAAAAAGCGAUCCUGUUCUUUUUGCCAGUCAUGUCCGGAACACAAUGGCCAAUGCUCUUGGAGUGCCUGUUACAGAUCAUACUUAUGAAGAUUGUAGAUUGAUGAUUUCAGCUGGACAACUGACAUUGCCUAUGGAAGCUGGUUUGGUGGAAUUUACUAAAAUUAGCCAGAAAUUGAAAUUAGACUGGGAAGGUAUUCGUAAACAUUUGGAUGAAUAUGCUGCUAUUGCAACAGCUUCAAAAGGAGGUAGAAUUGGAAUUGAAGAGUUUGCAGAGUAUUUAAAACUUCCCAUUUCAGAUGUCCUGAGACAGCUUUUUGCACUCUUUGACAGGAAUCAUGAUGGCAGCAUAGACUUCAGGGAAUAUGUGAUUGGUCUGGCAGUCCUAUGUAAUCCUGCCAAUACAGAAGAGCUCAUCCAGGUGGCAUUUAAGCUUUUUGAUGUUGAUGAGGAUGGCUAUAUAACAGAGGGAGAAUUUACCACCAUUUUGCAGGCUUCUCUUGGAGUACCUGACCUUAAUGUUUCUGGUCUCUUUCGGGAAAUAGCCAAAGGGGAUUCAACACAUGUUUCUUACGCUGAAUUUAAGAGUUUUGCCUUAAAGCAUCCAGAAUAUGCCAAGAUAUUUACUACAUACUUAGACCUCCAGACAUGCCAUGUAUUUUCUUUGCCCAAAGAAGAUAAUGUGAUUCCAUUAGUUGCUCAUAACAAAGUCAGCCCGGAACCUGCCGAAGAUGGUACCUCAGACAAAAAAGAUGACUGAAACAAAAAAUAGACAGCAAUAAUUAUUAUUUUAAGUUGUAAAAACAUUUAUUGAUGAUAUUUAAAAUGUGUGCUGAAUAGAGAUCACAUUUAAUAUUGAAAACUUUUUUGCUUUUCUAAAGUUCUAUUAAAAAUUAUCUAAAUGUCCUCUUAUUUUCUUAUAACAUGUUUUAUGGCAUUCAAUAAUAAGGUUGGUUUAUUGGGAAUAAAAUUCCUGUUUUUAUAGAUUUUACUUUUCAAAUCAAGAUGCCUCUGUUAAGUAAAACAUAGUGGUUUGUGCUUUUUUUUGGGUGAUAAACUGAAAGUUUCUAUAUCAUAUAUAUAUAUAUAUAUUUUUGAUAUCCUGAGGAAAAAAAGAAAAUAUUCUUUGUUUGUGAUGUAAAGCAUAUCUUAAGUGAACCUUUUUUUUCUUUUUUUGGUCAUCUGUUGUUUCAUUAGACUCUACAUAUUUUUUUCAGGAACAAAAAUAAUUCUUAGAUUAUAGAGUAAUUAGAAUUAUAAAGCAAUUAGAAUGAUGACUCCAUUUAUUAGAUAAGACAUUUUAAGAAGCUCAUAUAGUUUUUAGUGUGCAUCUGACUUACAGGUCUUCAUAAUUAUCUGUCAAAAUCAAGAUCCCUGUGCACAUUAGAAUAUGUUGACUUUAUAAUGUCCUCUGUAGCCAAUGACCAAGUAUGAAAUGCCUUUUUAAGGCAAUACUUAUUGCUUAAUAAAAACAACUAAGUUAGAGUUGAA
This is a messenger RNA of Monodelphis domestica (gray short-tailed opossum), 2381 nucleotides long. It is a transcript of the gene LPCAT2, whose product is annotated as lysophosphatidylcholine acyltransferase 2. The record is from RefSeq and is a predicted model, not a curated record. Lineage: Eukaryota; Metazoa; Chordata; Mammalia; Didelphimorphia; Didelphidae. Gene Ontology annotation, molecular function: lysophosphatidic acid acyltransferase activity; calcium ion binding; 1-acylglycerophosphocholine O-acyltransferase activity. Gene Ontology annotation, cellular component: endoplasmic reticulum.